Cucurbita pepo subsp. pepo (vegetable marrow) is the source of this 315-nucleotide messenger RNA. Lineage: Eukaryota; Viridiplantae; Streptophyta; Magnoliopsida; Cucurbitales; Cucurbitaceae. The record is from RefSeq and is a predicted model, not a curated record.
UGUAGUAAGCAAUAAGAGAAGAAAAGAAUGACGGGACAAAGCUUGAGAAAUCUCAAAGUUGUGGUGUUCAUCUUCCUAGCCCUUGCUUCUGGAUGGAUGGUGGUGCAGACGGAGGGGCGGACUUGCUAUAAACACAAUGAUGCAUUUAUAGGACCGUGCACUUCGACAGCGGCAUGUGCUGACUUUUGCAUUUCUUUUGAGGGGUGGGAUGAUGGAUUUUGCUCGGGUGAUAAAUGCACUUGUACGAAGCAAUGUGCUAAGCCCAUGCUUUAAUAGGUUUGUAGUUCACCACAGUAGUUGCUUUCUAAAUGUAAU